AACGUGUUCAGCUGUUUGUCUGCGUGCUCACAGCUCUUCUUUUCACCUAUAGAAUGUUAGGGAGACGUUUUCCCCUUUUCUCACUGUCAUUAUUUAUUUAUUUAUUUGUCUCAGUUGUUACAGAUGUCUUUCUUCCUGCUCGCCACUCUUGUUGAUUUCCAACGUGUUCAGAAGUCCUUCGUUUUUUUGACCUCGCUCAAAGAUCUCCUCUUCUCCGUCUUCGUGUUUCCUGUCGGCUCGUUUGUCGUCCUUCUCUUCUGGACCAUCUUUGCUUUCGACAGAGAGUUAGUCUACCCAGCGACCAUCGACGCCUUCUUCCCCCCCUGGAUGAACCACGCCAUGCACACGUUUGUACUUCCUGUGUUACUCGGAGAAGUUCUGCUGCAGCCUCACGUCUACCCACCGAGGAAACUCGCACUGACGGCGUUAGCAGCUGUGGGCGUGGCUUAUUUAUUCUGGAUUGUUUGGGUGUACCUGUCGGUCGGGCUUUGGGUCUACCCCCUCCUUGGACGUCUCAGCUCAGCUGGUCUGGUCUUCUUCUUCUUCUUCAACAUGUCUGUGGUGGCGUUUCUUUACGAGCUCGGAGACAAACUGAACGUCCUUGUGUGGAGUCAGAGACGUGCCGUUAAAUCCAGAGAAGAGUGAUGUCGUCUAACCUGAGUGUCUGUGACUUGUGCUUCAUGACGUGGUUUCUUUUUUCUUUAAAAGCUUAUAAAAUAUCAAAUC
This is a messenger RNA of Labrus bergylta (ballan wrasse), 726 nucleotides long. The record is from RefSeq and is a predicted model, not a curated record. NCBI's taxonomy places the organism in Eukaryota, Metazoa, Chordata, Actinopteri, Labriformes, Labridae.